AUGCACAUUGCCAACAACUGGGAUUCGUUCUCCAAAGAGACCUGCUGUUUUGCUGCUGACGGGGACCACAGCCAUCCCUGGGAGUCUCCGCCUGACUCAGACCUGGCCCAGGAGUUUGUGGCCCUGGUGCAGAGCCACUACCUUGAAGCACAGGAGGUGGCGGAGGAUGGGUGGCAGAGGAUGGCUCUCUGGACUCUGGGACACCAAGACCCGAUGGGGGGGAUGCGGGACAGUGGGGAUGUGGGGUGUGGCAACUGCAUGGACCAAGUGUGGGACAAGCCAAAGGCAGAGCGGGUCUUCAGCAUCCUGCCCAACUGCACCCACACCCACUGCCUAGGCUGCCUGGGCACCUGGAGGAGGAACCGGCAGGACGUCCUGCGGGCUGUCAUCAAGGCCAUCUCCAUCAUCCCCUACAAGUUCUGGGUGAACAGGGGUGCUGAGAAGGAGUCACUCAGCGGGAACUUCAAGGCUUGGACCAGGAAACCCCUGCUGCUGCAAUUGCCCCGGUUAUGCCAGAGGAACCUGAUGUCCCUGCUGAUGGCUGUUCGGCCAUCGCUGCCCGAAAGCGGACUCCUCUCUGUGCUGCAGAUUGUCCAGCAGGACCUAGCCUCUGCCCCUGAUGCCUGGCUCCAUGCCCUGGGGGAAUUGCUGCGAAGGGAUGUGGGGGUUGAGGCCUCCAUCGAGGGAGCUUCCCUGCUGUCCAAAGGGUGCCAGAGACAACUCCAAGGCCUGUGUCGGAGGCUGGGCCAGGGGGGCAGGAGGUUGAAAUCAUCCCAGGCUCCAAACCCUGAAGAAGAGGAGGAUGGGGAUACCCUGCAGCCUGGGAAACGCAAAAAGGAGCCAGAGGAAGAGCCCGCCACUCCUGUGAGGGAGAGGGCCCCCAAAAGGUUCCGGUGUUCAGACAGGAGAGACGAGGUAGAAGAAGAUCCUGAGGAGAGACCUCAACCCAAGACACUGGAAUCUCUAGAAAGUGGAGGAGGUGUAUCUCCUGCUAAGAACCAGCCUGUCGUGAGAGCCGAGACCAGCAAGGCUGGUUCAGGUCUGGAGAAUGCUAAGGGUCUAGCUGAGAGUGUGGAGUUGCCCAAAGCUGUCCAGGACUGGGUUCCCAGGCUGCAGCAGCUGCUGAAGACCUUCGGGGAGGGAUUGAAGGGGUUGGAGGAGGUGCCCCCAGUCGAGCUGCAGCUUCUCCAUGAAUGCAGCCCUAGCCAGAUGGCCCUGCUGUGUACCCAGCUGCAGCUCUCCCAGCUCUCGGACGCAGGUCUCCUGCAGCUCUGCACCUGGCUGCUGGCUCUGUCGCCGGAUCUCAGCCUCAGCAAUGCUACUGUGCUGACCAAGAGUCUCUUUCUUGAACGGAUCCUCUCCCUGACUUCCUCGGCCUCCCGCCUGCUUACAACCGCCCUGACGUCCUUCUGUGCCAAGUACACCUACCCUGUCUGCAGAGCCCUCCUUGGCCCCGUGCUCCAGGCCGCUGGCCCAGGUCCGGCUCAAACAGAGUUACUGUGCUCCCUCGUGAGGGAUGAGGCCCUGGAGCCAGACGCACAGGUCCUGAUGCUAGGACAGAUCUUGGAACUGCCCUGGAAGGAGGAAAUCUUCUUGGUGUUGCAGUCAUUCCUGGAGCAGCAGGUGGAGAUGGCCCCCGAGACAUUCAGUGUCUUGAUGGAGAGGCUCUGUAAAGAGGGGCUGGCAGCUCCCACUUCCAUGGCCUGUGCCAAGCUCAUGCUGAUGGUGAUGACCAAGUACCAGGCUAAUAUCACUGAGACCCAGAGGCUGGACCUGGCUGUGGCCCUAGAGCCCAAUACCACCUUCCUGAGGAAGUCCCUGCAAGCUGCCUUGAGACAUUUGGGCCCCUGACGAUCCACCAAGGGACCACCUUCCUGGAGUUCCAUCGCCAGCUGCCUGAAGGACAUUUCUGCCUUCUCCUUCUUGCCCUGAGGAGCCCUUGCCUAAGGGACCAGCUACCUUCCUGCUCUAGGUUGCAGGGAGGCCAUCUUGGCUUCCCAGCCAGCAGGGAGGCUUUUGGGUUAGGGGAGUUGGAUGAGCUGUAUUUGCAAGACUACUGGCCCUGGGCUCACUUCUCAUCAGUUCUCAGGCUGCAGGGACAGGAACUUUCUGACAGGCCUCAGUAGGGCCGGGCAGACCCAGAGUCACCCUGAUCUGGGGUACCCAUGUGCUCAGUGAAGCCACCUGUGCUCAGGUGUAUGUUACGACCUUCUGUGUUUCUGUCUCUGACUUUAAUAAUUUAUCAGUGGCAUUUAAUAAAAAGCAGGAAGUUCAAUAAUGUCUUAGAACCAG
Messenger RNA from Carlito syrichta (Philippine tarsier), 2292 nucleotides. It is a transcript of the gene FANCE, whose product is annotated as Fanconi anemia complementation group E. Gene Ontology annotation, biological process: interstrand cross-link repair. The transcript is spliced from 13 exons. Bases 1 to 1851 code for a protein of 616 amino acids. Gene Ontology annotation, cellular component: Fanconi anaemia nuclear complex. The record is from RefSeq and is a predicted model, not a curated record. Lineage: Eukaryota; Metazoa; Chordata; Mammalia; Primates; Tarsiidae.